Raphanus sativus (radish) is the source of this 1944-nucleotide messenger RNA. RefSeq names its product protein JINGUBANG. Bases 133 to 1470 code for a protein of 445 amino acids. The record is from RefSeq and is a predicted model, not a curated record. The transcript has a single exon. Gene Ontology annotation, molecular function: protein binding. NCBI's taxonomy places the organism in Eukaryota, Viridiplantae, Streptophyta, Magnoliopsida, Brassicales, Brassicaceae.
ACAAUUUGAAACUUUGUUCUCCUUAAAACUUACCCACACGACAACGAAAUUAAAACUCUUUAAAGAAAAAAGAAACCCCACAACAACUCCAUUUAUAGCUUUCUUCAUUUUCUUUUGUCCAAUCAAGAAAAUAUGGUUAUAGCUGCAGACACCAGUGGUGGUACUCAUCACCGGAGACCCACUUUCGCUGCUUUCUUAAACACCGACGAAGAAGAACAGAGCCAUGAUGUUGCUGAUGUCAUCAACAAUGCGCCGACCACGAGCAGCGAUUCGUCUCCAAAUCAGGUCCCAUCUCCAUGGAAUCAGACUUACUCUCCGUACUACACCGACACAACAACGACGCCCACCAUGUCUCCGUCGCCGUGGAACCAGACUUACUCUCCCUAUUACAAGUCUCCCUGGAUCUACCAGACCCCCCGAAACAUAGAUGAUGAUUCAGACAACGGUUUGAUCGGUACGAUCAUGAGGCAAGAAGGUCAUGUCUACUCGUUAGCUGCUUCAGGAGAUCUUCUAUUCACCGGAUCCGAUUCCAAGAACAUUCGGGUCUGGAAAGAUCUCAAGGACUUCGCAGGUUUUAAAUCAACCAGUGGUUCAGUUAAAGCGAUUGUGAUAACCGGAAAUAACCGGAUUUUCACCGGUCAUCAAGACGGUAAAAUCCGGGUUUGGAGAGGGUCUAAGAGACGAACCGGAGUAUAUUCGCGAAUCGGGAGCUUACCGAGUACGAAGCAGUCUCUGACCAAAUCCGUGAACCCGAAGAACUACGUCGAGGUACGUCGCCAUAAAAACGUUCUCAAGAUACGACACUACGACGCCGUUUCGUGUCUAAGCUUAAACGAAGAGCUCGGUUUACUCUACUCCGGUUCGUGGGACAAGACUCUCAAAGUCUGGAGACUCUCCGACUCGAAAUGCUUAGAAUCGAUUCAAGCUCACGACGACGCCGUCAACACCGUCGCCGACGGGUUCGACGACUUGCUGUUCACCGGAUCCGCCGACGGAACUUUGAAAGCGUGGAAACGCGAGCUUCAAGGGAGAGGGACGAAGCAUUUUCUGGCUAACGUGUUGAUGAAGCAAGAGAGCGCCGUGACGGCGUUGGCGGUUAACUUAACGGCGUGCGUUGUUUACUGUGGAACUUCGGACGGUUCCGUUAAUUUCUGGGAAGGGAAGAAGUACCUUUCUCACGGCGGGAUUCUCCGGGGCCACCGUAUGGCGGUGCUCUGCCUCGCCGCCGCCGGGAGUCUGGUGCUGAGCGGAGGAGCGGAUAAGAACAUUUGCGUGUGGAGGAGGAACGGUGAUGGGACGCACUCGUGUCUCUCGGUGUUGACGGACCACGCGGGACCGGUCAAGUGUUUGACGGCGGUGGAAGAGGCAGAGGAGAAAGGAGACGGGAGAUGGGUUGUGUACAGUGGAAGCUUGGAUAAAUCGGUGAAGGUGUGGCGCGUGACGGAGACUGCGCCACAGGUGAUUGGCUGAUAUGCUACGAGGAGGAGGGGAGAUUACGCGCCGUCUUAGCGCGUGGGAUGAGACUACGGGAAAAAAAGAGAGAAUGUUCCGCGGGAUAUGUGGUUCUUGUCUUUGUGGUCAAGACAAGUUUUAUGGCCGGCAAACGGAAGCAUAUCUUACGACCAAUUAAAGACACCCACGUCAUUAAAGUAUCUAAAAGGUUUAGAUUGGUCUUAUUUUUUUUUUGUCGACGAUUAGUCCUCUAUUUUAUUCGAUUCUUCAUUGUUAACUGCACAUAUUUGAAUUCUGUCUGAAAAGAAACAUAACAGUGUGGGGGAGGAAUGAUUCUGCCAACCAAACCCCUAUAUUAUUCCAUUUUGUUAAAAUCAAAUUUAUUUGUAUUUCAUAUGGAAUUCGAUCAAAAUGCAGUGUUGGUCAAUUUAAAACUGAUAUUGUAUAAUAUAAAAUUUGAAUAUUAGACCUGUAAUGUGUACGUUAAGUUGA